AUGAUGCUGCCUGAAAGAUGUCAAAAGGUCAUUGAUGAAAAUGGAUCGCCGUGUAAAUGCGAUCAGAUGUUACACGAAUGUCUUCGCUCUGUACACAAUAUCACUGCUAUGGAAACUGGUGUAUGGUUCUAUGACGCUAUCGGUAUGAAAUGUUACAAGAAGGACUAUCCAGUUAUACGCUGCAAGAAGAGAGGAGGCUGGUUUAAAAGCAAAUGUAUUGAAUAUGUGUUCAACACAACUGCGGAACGACGUUAUCAAUGGUUCGAUGUACCGAGUUAUUACACAAAUCCAUAA
Messenger RNA from Papilio machaon (common yellow swallowtail), 294 nucleotides. RefSeq names its product phospholipase A2-like. The transcript is spliced from 3 exons. Lineage: Eukaryota; Metazoa; Arthropoda; Insecta; Lepidoptera; Papilionidae. The coding region runs from base 1 to 294 and encodes 97 amino acids. Gene Ontology annotation, molecular function: A2-type glycerophospholipase activity. The record is from RefSeq and is a predicted model, not a curated record. Gene Ontology annotation, biological process: arachidonate secretion; phospholipid metabolic process.